AUGGUAGCCCGAGUAAACUCUCGAUGUUUGGUUGGUAUGAAGCGAAAAGUAAGGGGAUCAAUGCAUGAGGUUAGCAGAGAGACUACCGCGAAGGCGGGGGUUUUCCAAAUUCAUGCGUAUAUGAAGCAAACUGUAUCACAAGUUGUCAUCAAACACAAGGUCACGAAACCUGCUAUCUGA
Messenger RNA from Sclerotinia sclerotiorum 1980 UF-70, 180 nucleotides. RefSeq lists its product with no specific name. The transcript has 2 exons. The record is from RefSeq and is a predicted model, not a curated record. Lineage: Eukaryota; Fungi; Ascomycota; Leotiomycetes; Helotiales; Sclerotiniaceae. Bases 1 to 180 code for a protein of 59 amino acids.